Botrytis porri is the source of this 1224-nucleotide messenger RNA. RefSeq lists its product as uncharacterized. The record is from RefSeq and is a predicted model, not a curated record. NCBI's taxonomy places the organism in Eukaryota, Fungi, Ascomycota, Leotiomycetes, Helotiales, Sclerotiniaceae. The transcript is spliced from 2 exons. Gene Ontology annotation, molecular function: alpha-1,6-mannosyltransferase activity. The coding region runs from base 1 to 1224 and encodes 407 amino acids. Gene Ontology annotation, cellular component: mannan polymerase complex. Gene Ontology annotation, biological process: protein N-linked glycosylation.
AUGUAUCGACAAACCUCCUGCCAAUGUCAAACAUUCCUCUUAUCCACUGUCGUUAUCUUCCUUCUCAUUAUCGUAGCAAUUCAGCAUGAAGAGAUUUCCAACAAACGAAAACUACCAAUCUCCACGAAGUCCUCGAACUCCAGCGUGGUUAUCUCCGCGCCCCUUGCAACACAUUCAUCAGAAGCUCCAGGAUUUCCCAGAAAGCUAUGGUAUAAAGUAGGGCCUCAAGGUGUCUCGGACGAGGCAAGACGAUUCCGACAUCACUGUCUUGAUAUCAACCCAGGCUAUAAAUAUGAAGUGCUCACUGACGCGUUCGCGGAUGAGUAUGUAUGGAAGUGGUUUUCCCAUCGUCCGGAUAUUCUGAACACCUACUUUUCGCUCAGCAUACCGAUUCUGAAAGCUGAUUUACUGCGAUACUUGAUAUUGUAUGCUUAUGGAGGAGUGUGGUUUGAUUUAGAUGUUUCAUGUGAGGAUACUCCCAUAAAUGAUUGGGUAUUGGAGGAACAUCGAGGGGCGAAUCUUGUCGUUGGUCUGGAGUUUGAUUAUGACUAUCAGGAAGAUACUGCAAUGUAUUCGCAAUUUGCGAGUUGGACUAUCAUGGCAAAACCUAAAUCUCCCCACCUAAUGCAGGUCAUCAAUGAUAUUCUAGACGAACUAAAUGAAAUUGCACGACGAAACGAAGUAUCAAUCGAAGGAAUAGAGCUAAGCAUGAUAAGUGAUGUGGUAGAUAUAACAGGACCAAAAAGGAUGACGUGGGGAAUUAUCAAAAGUCUCAAAGAAAUCCUCGGAAGGGACCUUGAUGAUAGGGAUGUUGGAGAAUUGAGAAGUGCGAGAUUGAUUCAUGAUGUGUUGAUCCUACCGGGGAAUGCGUUCGCGGGGACACAAAAUGGAUUUAAGAAGGAAAAAGGAAAAGUUUUUGUAAAUCAUCAUUAUGCGGGUACAUGGAAGAAUAAGUUCGGUGGCGAGGCAGAGAAAGGUUCUGAGAAAGAGAAGGAGAUUGAAGAAGAGAGGAGAAUUGAGCAAGAAAUGGAAGAAAAGAGAAGAGAAGAGGAGAGGAUUGAACAAGAACAGAAAGAUAUGGAAAAGGCGCAGGAGAAACAAGAAAAUGAGACCAAAGAGCAAGAAGAGUCUGAGCAAGCAGAUAAGAUCGAGGAAAAGAAUGAUAUUGAGGAUAAUGAAGCCAAAGAAAGAGAAGAGUCCGAGCAAGAAAAGGAGAAUCUGUGA